UGCUUCAUGAACUCAGUUGCCGGCGUAGGCUCAGUGUAUUCUGGCGAGACGACAUUUGUCUCGCUUUCCGGGAAAGUUCUGCUGCAGUUGAUUCCUGGCCGUACUUCUUCCUGGGGUACGCUCAUUGCCCCUUCAGCUUGAGCAAGUUCAGGGCGGCGUGAAAGGGAUUUGCUAUCUUCCCAGAUCUGCGACGCACACCUCGAGUCAGGGAAAGGACAUUCUUCGGGAAUUGUGCAAGAUUUUGCUCAUAGACUGUGGGACUGCCAUGGCCUCUCCAGGACUUUGCUUGGGUGUCCUGAUUGGCUGCUUGCUUCUCUUCAGUCCCCUGUUGCUGAUUGCCUGCGAUGGUCAACCUGUCAGUCUAAAUGCUGCUGGUACAGGACAGUUAGCACCAUUCACGGUGACAUUUGGUGAUGGACAACCUACAGCCGAUGUUACCAGUUACUUACCUGGAUGUGUUGUGCUCAGUGGAAUGGGAUCAUUCAUUCGACUAGAGAAGACUGAUGGUAGUCUAGUGUGGGCUGAGACAGGUGCCUUCUCAGGAGAUGAUAUCGUAAAGGUGAACAAAGGAGAACAUCCUAUACUGGACACUUCAUACACUGGCCUGUACCAUUGUAGAACAGCUACUUGCAACUCUACACAGACAUACCAACUGAACAUUGUAGCUGAACAAGUUCAGUCAGAACCAUCUCCUACACCACUGAAACUGAACUACACUGGUGCUACUCACACCAUAUCAUUCAAGGCAAGUGGAAACUUUCCUCUCAGCGCAUCUUGGAACUCAACAUUGACUCUGGAGUCACAGAUGAUAGAGACAACUAUGCUUGCCAAUAUGGUGAAUUCCACAUUCAGCUUCCAACAGAAUGAUUCCCAGAUUGUGUUUAUAGAAAGUGAUACAUCGGGUGUUACCUUCAAUGUCACCUGUACGACAUCAUAUACUACAAACUUUGAUUGUAAUAGUUCAAGUACUGCGCGUCCACAAAGUGUGAUUGACAGAUGUGUGAAUGCCUCCCAGCCAAUAUCUACCACUGUCUCUAUCACCAUUCAAGCACUAUGUCCAAAUCUCAAUGACAGCGGGUUCAAUAACUUCAAUUACAAACCUUUUGCCAGUUUCAACACACAACCAGGUACUGAUAUAUCCAUUGAGUGCAGAACAGGUUUUCUGUCUAACAAUAGUAUGGAAAUAACCCAGUCUACGUGCCAGGGCAACGGAAGGUGGCGACCAAGUCCACCAGUGUGUGAGAGUUGCAUGGUGGAAUGCAGCAAUGACACUAAUGUGGAGAAUUGUUAUCAUACAAUGGCUAAAGUAAGCUGUGUUUGUAGACAAAACUUCAACUGGACCAAUGGCGAAUGUCUACCCACACAUUGUCCAGAGUUAAACUCGACAACAGUGAUACCCAGGAGUACUAUUGGUACCACCAUAUGUAUGCCUGAUUACGACAAUAUCUCAAUGCCGAGUUCAGUGAUUUGCCAGGCUAAUGGAACCUGGACUACACUACCGACUUGCCAAGCAUCCCAAACAAAUUUUACAAAUGUAACAGUGACCUUAACUGUGCCAUAUGGAACAAUGUCCCCCAAUAAUCAUUCUUCCACUACUGACAUCAGUACUGAUGAUUCAAACGGAGGCAUAGGAACUGGAGCUAUCGUUGGUAUUGCUAUUGGAGUAGGUGUCGUGCCAGUUUCUCUUCUCAUCAUCCUCAUCUUCGUGAUCAAGAAGGGUCGCAGGACCUCGGGCAAGCAUGUCAUAAACUAGGCCACGGUUCUUCUCGCUGACGUGCACAGCUGUACCCGAUAUCACCUUGGCGAGACACUCGCAUUUGCCAGCUUCUCUGUCAUGGUCAAGCAGAACUAUGUCUGUGACUAUCGGCCCACACAUGCACACUCACACACACUCACACCCAUGCACACACUCACACCCACACCCACACCCACACUCACACCCACACCCACACCCACACCCACACUCACACCCACACCCACACUCACACCCACACCCACACCCACACCCACACCCACAUUCACACCCACACCCACACCCACACCCACACCCACACACGCGCACGCGCGCUCGCUCACACACACACACACACACUGGCACACACAUACACACACACAGUGGCACACACAGUGGCACACACACACACACACACACACACACACACACGUACACACACACACACACACGUACACACACACACACACAGUGGCACACACACAUGCACACGCACCUUCGGACCUUUGGAAAGCCCAUCGCCAAAGGCGAUGAUAGCUAUUAGGCGAGGCAGUAGUUCUUGUGUCGAGAUAAAUCAUUCGGAUGGCGAAAAUCGUGGCCGCAUACACAGACGAACACUAUUGGUUGGGGCUGGCUUGGUAGCUUCCGACGGCUACGCUCACGCCAGUCCCUCCGGUCCUGAGCAAGGUGGUACCAUUGCGCCUCCGGGAUACCGGUCGCACGCAGGUCUGAAGCUGCCACAUCUCUCCAACGACGCUUGUGUCCAUGGCGGGCACACGCGCGCGCGCGCGCACACACACACACACACACAAACACAAACACACACGCCUGUGCGCACACACGCCUCCUCACAAUGCUUUCCUCUCCACUCUGUGCUUCCUGCGUGCAAUUCUCCCCUAUGUUAAUGCAGUUGUGCAUAUUUGAGCAUAGCAGCUUCCCAAGUCCCUUAGUAAAGUUCUUCGGCAGAGGUUGCUCGACCCGCACGAAGUUCGACAGACAAGUGCAUGCCACUCUCCUACGUUUGCCACAAAAAGCAAAACCCUGCAAAAAAAAUGUUGCCCUUUGCGUGUGUAUAGAAUGUCUGUAAUGCUUGCCCACAAUACCCACAGUCUAUCAAAAAUCAGUCUUAGUUGCCACCCGUUCACUUGUAUGCAUGCACCCCCCCCCCCCCCCCUUCUCCCAUCAACUGCUAGCGUGGUAUCCUGUGCAGCUGUGCAGCUAUGCAUGUGCAUGCCAAACACUAACUGUCCAGCUACUGACUAUAGUAUACUGCUGCUCUUUCUUUUGAUCAUUGUAAGCCAACAUCUUGCUGUUGCCCCAAUGCCUAGACUGUCCAUUACAACUAACCAGAGAGCUGUCUCUCUUGUUGCCGGUCCGCUGUUCCGCUUGCUGCUUCCGUGCACCAUGGCAUUAGCAUUAGCAGCAAUACUUCAAUACGUUACUCGUUGUUACCUUUUGCACAGCUAACUGCUCGCUCUCCGCGCCGACCCCAUUGCUAAGCUUGCUUUGAUAGUAAUAUGCUGGCUGCAUUUAGCUCAUACUUCAGUCUUCUCUUUUUAGCAAGAGCAUUGGGUAUUACGCUCCUCGGAAUU
Messenger RNA from Sycon ciliatum, 3324 nucleotides. RefSeq lists its product as uncharacterized. The record is from RefSeq and is a predicted model, not a curated record. Bases 266 to 1753 code for a protein of 495 amino acids. NCBI's taxonomy places the organism in Eukaryota, Metazoa, Porifera, Calcarea, Leucosolenida, Sycettidae. The transcript has 10 exons.